GUGGACAUUGACACACUGCCCUUUCGAAGGAAACAGUGUAUCGAGUUCUUUCGUGCCCAGCCAGUGGACGAAGAGACGGAGAAACUGGUGGCGCAGCUGGAACGUCUGGACAAGCGUCUGAGCUGCGUGGAAUUGCGCUCCUCCUGCAAGAUCCAUCUAGGCCGACUGCAUGGCACAAAGUCUGUGGUGAACGGCCUGCCGCGACGCCGGCUCAACAUCGCCGGUCCCACCUUCUCGCACAUUGCGCUCGCCCUAGGCAUGCUCGAGAGUAUGUUCCCUCGCAUCAUGUGCAAUGCCUACUACCCCUACAAACUGCCUGCCAGGGCCAGUAUGCGAUAUCAGUCAGGCAAUCGAAUGGCCAGCACGUCUACCUACUACGCGUCUCAUGAGCCCAGCAACAUGGGCCUGCGUGCCCAGCUAGAUGAUGGACCGAUCAACAAGAGUAAAGCCAUGAGGAUGCUGUGCAGGCGGUCGGGCUUUCCUUCGCACGGCUAG
Molecule: messenger RNA, 495 nt
Organism: Dibothriocephalus latus
Lineage: Eukaryota; Metazoa; Platyhelminthes; Cestoda; Diphyllobothriidea; Diphyllobothriidae
Source: the annotation of a GenBank genome assembly